This is a messenger RNA of Mizuhopecten yessoensis (Yesso scallop), 7447 nucleotides long. RefSeq lists its product as uncharacterized. Gene Ontology annotation, molecular function: protein kinase activity; protein binding; ATP binding. Gene Ontology annotation, biological process: protein phosphorylation. The transcript has 22 exons. Lineage: Eukaryota; Metazoa; Mollusca; Bivalvia; Pectinida; Pectinidae. The coding region runs from base 151 to 7431 and encodes 2426 amino acids. The record is from RefSeq and is a predicted model, not a curated record.
CCUAUAACUAAUGCUCAUGGCCGCCGAGUCCUUGGAUCCAUGUAAACAUUGUGUAUGACGGAUCAGUAUAACGGCAGUCUGUCAGUUUGACAAAGUUUCUCGGUGUAAGCCAAUGGAGACCACUAGAUCACAUCCAUCUGUAUACGUAUCAUGCCAGAAUCUGCCGCAGAAGAACGAGGGGGGAGUAGAUUGGGCUCUGGAAAUCGAGCCACACCAAACUCCGCUACCCAGGGUAAUAUCAGUGCCCAACUAGAGGCGAACAGAAAGAGGAUUGGAUCUGCUAAAUACUACGACAUUGCAUCUACACUAAUGGGCAAAGGUCACACAGGUGACCUUGAGGAGCUCUUCCUGGCAGCGGCAAGAGAUGGGGACUACGAUAGAAUAGAGGACUUCCUGUUACGGAGUGGAAAGGACCACUUGGUCAGUAUCGAUGUCAAGGACAAACGGACCGGAAACACAUCUCUGAUCUGGGCUGCCAAGCGUGGCCACACUAAGAUUGUUCAGCUGUUAUUGAGGCAAGGUGCUGAUAUAACUCUGAGGAACUAUGAAGGGAAGACUGCUGUUGAGGUGGCAUCAACGUCUAUUAAGACUCUCCUCCUUGAUUCCAUUGACCGGUCGACAGAAUCGUCUCACAGACUGCUGCUCCAGGCAGGUUGGCAGGGCGAUGUUGGGGUCCUCAACAAACUUUUGAAAGAGAACAAGGUGAAGGACAUCAACUGUAAGAACGCAGAGGGUCUGACGCCACUCCUGCUGGUCGCUCGAGACAUCCAGUUAUUUGAACACCUCUCUAAACAGCAAAACCGCCCCUACAACCCUGCAGAAGUCGUCACCACUCUCCUGGCUCACCGGGCAGACAUCCAUGCUGUUGAUGAUGAUGGAAAGACAUGUCUCCAUUACGCCUCCCAGUCAAAGGCCUCCCUAGCUCAGACUGUUGUCCAGGCCCUUAUCACAGGAGGUCCUGAUAUAGACCUUAAGGACAAGCGCCUAUUUGCCCCGAUUCAUUGUGCCUCCCAGAGUGGUAACAUGGAGUGUAUAGAAGUCCUCAUCAAUGGAGGAUCCUGUGUUAACUGUCGAGGGUUCGCAGGGACCACACCUCUCCACAUCACAGCCUACAACGACAAUGAGCAAACUGCCUGCUGUCUACUGAAGCAUGGCGCUGAUGUGACCUUGACAGAUGAUCGUGGUCUCACUCCAGUAGACCUGGCUCGAGGUAGGAAGAUGAAGACAACGUUAAAAGAGGCAUGGGCAGAGGCGACUCAGGGCCGUGCUCCCACAAACCUGGCUCCCGUGAAGGCUCACUCUCGCCAGGAGACUCGAGCAUCACUGGAGGACCUCAACAAAGGCAAGAAGGGAGGAGAGGUCAUAUUCGAUAAUAUGCCAACCAACCCCUUUGCCAACAUAAAGAAUGCACCUAGCAAGGGGCGCUUGGUGUCCCGACACCUUAGCCUGAGGGACAAAGAAAAGGCAAGGCGAGCAGAGGAGUCAAUGAAGAGGGACCUAGAUAAUACCACCUUUACCCCAGGACCUUAUGUCAAAGAUGGUGUGAGAAGACUUGGCAUGACAAGGAACCAGUACCCGUCACCUCUACCCAAGGGUAAAGGUUAUCAAAGACUGCCAGCUAUCAGCCCCGACAGAAUGAGUAUAGAUCGUAGCCAGGAGUGCCCUUCACCUUUCAACCGCAACAGUCGCUACCGCAGAUCUCUCGAUGAAACCACAUUGUCCUAUUCCAGGAAUUCACCUAAUAUGGCCACCUUUCCUAAUACUGGAGCAUCCAAAAGGAGGGUGUCCCCACUGUCUAAUAAAGAGGGCUGCCUUACCCCGCUCAGUUGUGACUACGACAGUGGACCCGGCAGUACUAGGUUAACUUCAUGCUCUCCCACACUAAACCAAAAACCAGCCCGACACCAGCGGUCUGGGUCAGAUACCCUGCCCUCUACCAGCAUAGCGGAGGUAGCUGCCUCCUAUAAUCUCUACCACAAAACAGGUCGAUCUGUGUCUAUGUGUCAGUCUGACGACUUUGGUGAUGCUUGUUUAAACUCCCCACGACUAACACCCCUGAGAAUCCCGCAGGAACUGGGCGGACAUGUGUGUAGCUCUAACAACCUUGAUCUAGACCGUAUGGGCCUGUUAAACAAGUGCCAGACACCUGUCCAGAAUGCCCCACUGUUUCCCACAUCCUCCAAGGUGCUGCCCCCAACCCCGACGAUGAUGGGGGAGAAAGCCCACAGCUGUCUCGAGUCGUGUAUGACCAAUGCUGACUGGAACUCCAAGGAUCCGUCUCCUAGGUCAGACGAUGAGAACGAUCACAAGAAAAUAAAACAGGCAUUCCAGAACUCAUCUAAUCAGCUUCUACGUAGUCCCUCCAUCUUUAAACAGGAAUUCAUUUUGGAAGAAAGCCGUCCUAAAGACAUUUUAAUUCAUUCAUCAGGAAGUGACCUAUCAUCAACAGGAAGUAAGGACAGGUCGUCUGUGUCUAGUGAUGAAAUGAUGAUGUCAGAGGUCAUACGACCUGCUGCAGCAAAGCCACGCCAAAGUCAGCGAGGAGGCACCAAGAGAGGCAGUUCAUCGAACACACAAACAAAGGAGGUGUCCUCAUCAUUCUCUAUAGUUAGUGUUAACUCACAAAACAAAUUUGUGUCCAAUCUACGAACAAUUGAAUCAAAAUGUAGUCCCGGUUCAAAAAAUAGUGCCAAGACAAGUCAUUCAGAGUUGGCAUUUAAUAAACAAGGAAAGCAGAAUCAAACGCCCACGAAGGUCACCAAGGACAGAGUGGUGGUUCAUACUCAGAAACUGGGGGCGUGUACCUCACUUCCCAGUAAAACAAUGGGUGGCGAACUCACAGAGGAAGUGAUGAGGCAGAACCUUCUAAACGCCAAAGCUUCUGAGAAAACUUUAAAGGAUGUUAAAAGUGCCAAAUCUGACAAUAGGUGCAAGUCUGGGGAUAAAAGAUCAAGAGGAUACAGUCCUCAAUCACUGAGGGAGGAUCCCUCGGUCAGUUCCUCUCCCAGUGGUUCAGGGCUACAGGUGGUGUCCACUAAACUGCUGUCAAAUGUCAGGGAGGAAGUUAAAAAACAGAGAAUGGAGAAAGGUGAUGAGAACAUGACGUCGCGAGUGUCUGGUAAUUCUUUGGGAAAAGAAAACAUUAAUAACUCUAAUGGAAAUAAAUCAUCAGCGGCUGGGAAUCCCAGGAAAGCUUCUCAUUCACCAGCCCGGAGGUCUGAAACUGUGCCAAUAGCAAGUGUAAAUAAGGGGAAUAGUUCAACUCCUUCCUAUUUAAAUCCAACACAGUCCUCAGUUACACGAAAACAAACCCCUGAAGUCAAAGUGUCGAAGUCACAUUCAAAUUUAUCUGGAAACAAUAGUGCAGUUACUGAUAGUGUGAAGAAAAGUGCUGCUUCUGCUAACAGAGGGACAAGUGCAGUCACUGACAAUGUACGGAAAAGUGCUACAUCUAUGACAUCGUCUAAUAGAGGGACGAAUGUCCGGUCAGGGGCCUCAGUCAGAGAGUCCAAAUCUGAUGGGAGGACCUCUGUAAUGCAACCGGCGACUUCAUCAUCUUCUAAGCCCUCCUCCUCGCAGAAUAAACCACAACCCAGCAGUUCAGCCUCCAACUCAAGACAAACUUCGGGAGUGAGAAAGUCGCUAAGUGACCCAAAUGUUCCACAGGAAUCAAGGUCAUCAACAAUAAAUAAUGUCACCAAGUCAAGCAAAGAUAUUGGUUCCAAAACUUCAAAUCUGAAAUCUUCAUCCUUGACCACUCUGCAAGAAGCAAAACAUGGAGACACAAACACAAGGGGUGCCCUAACCUCGAGAACAGAUAUGAAGGGAAGGACAGCUGCUGGAGGGGAUGUGCUGACUGAAAAGAAGCCAUUUCAGUACAAGCCAGCCAGUGCAGGUAAGGCCCCCCUGGUGGAGAUUGUGUCAGAAAGUUCACCUCGUACAACAAAACCCAAACAUGUGGAGUCGAAGUAUACAGCCCCUAUUCAGACACCUGUCAUUGUAAACCCUUUUGAGGACAUGAAACCCUACAAGACAGAGUCAGAGGAAACAGCGACAGCCAGUAAAGUCAAUGGGAAGGGUGUGUCUGCUACAAGUUAUGGAUAUACAAUUGGAAAACCUUCCUAUGAUAGGUCAAAGACACAAUCUUCAAUGAAAACUAGAGGAAAAAGUGCUAGAAAACAGACUUCAAAGGACCAGAAACCUGCAUCUGCUGGACUUAAUAGACAGGGAAGACGACGUGGAGAUAAAAGUAAAGAGGGCAAGAAUUCUGAUGAAGGAGCAACUGGCCGACCUCGAAGUGGAAAAACGAAGCGUACAAAAUCAGGGAAGAAGAAGAAGAGGACUGAGGCUGACAAUGUGCUCAGUAAGCAGGCUGCACAGUCGGACGUGGCUCUGAUUUCAGGUAUUGGGUGGCAUGUUGCAGCACAGUGUAUGGACACCUCGGAUGUGUUGGCAGUCCGAAGAAUUGAUACUGAUUCCUCAGAUUCUUCUGAUAAUGACAGUCUUGAUGAUGCCACUCCUAGGGAAGGACUAACCUACAAGCUCAGGAUACCAAAUCAUCCUAUGGAUCCGAUGUCAAAUUCCUCCACACCCAGGUUCCUGGAAGUCAAGCCAGAGGUUAGGGGUGCGGAAGCUCAACUUCCUGUCAUGUCACAAGAUGGAUACAGACCAAUGAAUUUGGACAUGACACAAGCAUCCUUUACCCCAGCGUUUGGUCUAUACAACAUGCUGGGCUCAGAUCUUCCACCAUCAUCUUCACAAGUAGAUUUGAAUUCGUACUUCCAUAAAAUGGACGGAAGUAUUAUGGAACCUCCUGAUGUUUUACCUUCAGAGCAUGAUGAAGCUAUGGCUGAAAUCCAUCAUAACAUUCUGAUGGGCAAGCUUACACCUAUCCCCGAGUCACCCUCACUGAAAUCCAAUCAUGUUCUCCUUAAGACAAUGGAAGCUAUAGAGAAGUUUGAUCACAAUAUCCAGGCUGAAGUGUUAAAUAAUUUACUUGGGGUUGUAAUACAGGAUAGUGUUGAACCCAGUCCGAGAGUUGAUCUCCCUCUCAAAGGGGCCAAAAAUAAAAACAAUGUUGAUAUGUCUAAACAUCCAAAUGAAAAUGUUUCUUUAUCCAAUUCUGCACAAAGUGGCAGGCACACUAAUGGUAAAAUAAGUGCUCCUUCUUCCUCAAAGGAGAGAGGCGAUGUCAUGUCUGGAGCAUCAGUUCGCAGCCGCAAACAAAGUUCCGAGACCAGAGGUACAAGAUCGUCCUCUAAAGAACGGAUAGUUGUCACAUCUGGAGCUUCAGUACGAAGCAGAAAUGGACGCGAGGAAAGAGGAUCAGUGUUUGGGGAGAGGUCAGUGGUUCUGUCUGGUGCCACAGUCCGCAGUAGCCUAAACAACUCGGAGGAUAGGAAUGUGCAGGAGUCUUCUGUAUUGGGAGGCUUGAACAAUUCACAGGGUGAUUUUUCAAUAAAACUUAAUCAGACUGAUAUAAAUUACGGAUCUUUAUCUUCAAGCAGAAAAAAAUCAAAGAAAAGUGAAAAAGUAGAAAACAGGCAGCCUUCUGGUCAGAGGUCAGGUGUAAAACCACACUCUCCUGAAAAAGUUCAUAUUGAGGUAGUGGACAGUGUCCAGCAAAUUCCUCAUGUUCCUAAACUGGAUAACCUAGGUGACUGGGAACAUUCUGACGAUGAUGACUUUGACCUCAAAACAAGUCACAGUAAGAAAGAAGGCAAGAGUACUCGAAGAGAAAGGAAGUUUUCUGAAACAAAGAGUGAAGAAAGAAAUGAUAAUGAAAACAUUGAAGAAGUGAUUGAGGAGAUUUUGAGUAACACACUUCCAUCAGCCAGUUCUACAUUAAGGUCACAUGGAUCUCACAGAUCUGAUGCUAAGUCUCUGGGAAACACAUUCUCUGAGGCAGAUACAGCUUUGUUAAAGAAACUGUCAUCAGCACCUCAAAGUUCUCCUUUCCAUGCCAGGAAUUCCUCUGUCAGACAGUCAGGAUCCUACGAGGACCUUUCUGUCCCUCAUCCAACAAACCCUAAUCUCCUGAACGUAUUCCAUGCUGAAAAUUUCAAACUCGGACAAAAGGUGAAAGCAAUGAUUGAUGCAGGAGCAAGCAAGUCCAAGGUCAAGGCGAUGGCAGAUGUUGAUAACGAGGCGAAACAAAUAGCGAAAAUCAUGAACAGUUUUAAACACAUGGAGCUGUAUGCUGGUAGGGCUCGGUCACCAGCCAUACAGGAGUAUAUCCCUAAACCAGAGACAAGUUCCAUGGAUCCAGUUCCAGGAAGGAAACCUCCAUUGGGACUGAUGAGGCCGAAUUCUGCUGGGGCGGGAAAGGUCAGGUCAGCAGGAAGGUUUACGGAGAUCAAGAACGAGAAGAAUGUGUCGGCUUCCAAGGAGAAAUCGGUGAGGAGGAGCACAGAUCACAGGGUGAGUAAACCUUCACUCAGGUCAAACAUCCGGGCGAUCAAGCUACAUACAGACCAUUGCCGGGUAGUCCCUGUACCAUUAUCAGUACUUAGUAACUGUUGUGUAUUACAGCCCAUUGUAAGCUGUAUAGGGACCCUGAGUAGGCCGGGUAGUUCCUGUACCACUAUCAGUACCCAGUCUAGUGUGGAGGAUACCAUUCAGUGGAAGAAGGGCAAUGUCCUUGGCAAGGGGGCGUUCGGAACGGUGUGGUGUGGACUGACCAGUGAAGGUCAGCUGAUUGCGGUCAAGCAGAUCGAGUUAAACACUGGCAACCAAGACAAGGCCAAGAAGGAGUAUGAAAAGGUCCAGGAGGAAGUGGAGCUGCUCAAAACUCUGAACCAUAAAAACAUUGUCGGGUACUUGGGCACCAGUUUGGAAGAAAAUAUCGUCAGCAUCUUCAUGCAGUUCGUCCCUGGUGGAUCCAUUGCCAGUAUUUUGGCACGGUUUGGGGCGCUGGAUGAGGCUGUGUUCCGUCGCUACACCAAACAGGUUCUGGAAGGCGUAGAAUAUCUCCACGAUAAUGACGUCAUUCACAGGGACAUCAAGGGAGGUAAUGUGAUGCUGAUGCCUAACGGAAUCAUCAAGCUGAUAGACUUUGGUUGUGCCAAGCGACUGUGUAUUAAUCUCAGUAUGGGCCAGUCACAGAUCCUCAAGUCCAUGAAGGGCACACCUUUCUGGAUGGCUCCAGAGGUCGUUAACGAGACCGGCCAUGGCAAGAAGUCCGACAUUUGGAGCGUUGGGUGUACAAUAUUUGAGAUGGCCACUCGGAAGCCGCCGUGGGCAAACAUGAACCCCAUGGCAGCUAUCUUUGCGAUUGGCUCAGACAAACCAGUUCCUGAACUGCCAAACAAGUUUACUACAGACGCCAUUUCCUUUGUGAAUGCUUGUCUGACACGGGAUCAGAACAAAAGACUUUCUGCCACUGAGCUGCUUCGGCAUGUGUUCAUCAAGAAGAAGGGCUCCAAGAGGUGAACCACUGUGUGACAGA